UUAAGCAUGCAAACACCUAUACAGCAAAGUCAACCAUAUGUUUCUACUGCAGAAGGUAACCAAGCCGUUUAUCAAGCUUUUCCAGCUUAUCAACUUAGCCAGUGCCAAAUGGCGAGUUCUUCAAGGACUCCAGAAUCUAGCAUGCCCAUGUAUUCACCUUCACCGUCGCAAUUUGUAAACCAGCAGAGGAUCCCACCUAUGCCUCCCUAUUCUCAUCUCCCCUCACAAGACGGAUUUAAUGGAAGCACUUCAUUCACUGAAUUAGGUCAUCAGUUUGAAACCAUGUCUCUUGAAGCGAACAAACGGCUAGCCAUUCAGGGCUCCCAUUACUCUCAGCCAACCUACACUGUCAAUAAAAAUUUUCCUCAUAAUGACCUAGAUUAUUUAACUCCACAAGUAGCACCGUCAGACCAAUAUUCUGCGACUGGUUUCACAGGCCAGGACACAAAUCUUAGUCAGCCGAAUUAUCCUCCUAGACAAGUGUAUCCUACUAUUCCACCAUUUGUCCAAUCAAUUCAGAACGCCAGUAAUCCAUCCUAUCCUAGUCCACAUCUUCCUGCGCAGCCUCCUGGUCUACCUAGUGCCAAUCGCCGGCUUAAUGCUGAUCAUAUGCCCAGUGCUAUCGAAGUAUAUUACAUUAUUUUGUAG
This is a messenger RNA of Protopolystoma xenopodis, 648 nucleotides long. NCBI's taxonomy places the organism in Eukaryota, Metazoa, Platyhelminthes, Monogenea, Polystomatidea, Polystomatidae. The record is from the annotation of a GenBank genome assembly.